GUAGAAACUCAGACACAUAUUCUUGAGAGAAUAUUGGUUGGAACUGCAAAAUACUGGAGAUAACGUAACAGGAGAGAAGUGUUGGGUGAGGGUUUUACUAAACCACGGUGGUGCCGUGGCACUAGGGCAGAUUCUCACUUCUGAAACCUUGUUCAAAAGCAUUUUCGCAAUCUUAUUCGAAUUCGCAUCUGCCAGUUGGAUCCGGCGAAGAACAAUCUUGCCGGCGUGAUGGCAUUGGCGUUCGAUGAGUUCGGUCGUCCGUUCAUAAUACUAAGGGAGCAGGAGCAGAAGACCAGAUUACGCGGCCUCGAUGCGCACAAGGCCAAUAUCGCCGCCGGAAAAGCGGUGGCGCGGAUCCUCCGGACCUCUCUCGGACCUAAAGGCAUGGAUAAGAUGCUCCAGAGCCCCGACGGCGAGGUCACCGUCACAAAUGAUGGUGCCACGAUCCUGGAGCAGAUGGAUGUUGACAACCAGAUUGCUAAGCUCAUGGUUGAACUGUCGCGGAGUCAGGACUAUGAAAUUGGUGAUGGAACAACAGGAGUUGUUGUCAUGGCUGGUGCUCUUCUAGAACAAGCGCAGAAGAUGUUGGAACGGGGAAUUCAUCCUAUUCGGGUUGCGGAAGGCUAUGAGAUGGCUUCAAGGGUAGCUUUUGAUCAUUUGGAACGUAUAUCACAUAGGUUUGAGUUUAGUGCGACAAAUGCUGAAUCUCUCAUCCAGACUUGUAUGACUACAUUAUCUUCCAAGAUUGUGAAUAGGUGUAAGCGCAGUCUUGCGGAGAUUGCUGUUAAAGCAGUGCUUGCAGUUGCAGAUUUAGAGAGGAAGGAUGUUAAUUUAGACUUGAUUAAAGUAGAGGGUAAAGUAGGUGGAAAGUUGGAGGAUACUGAACUGAUAUAUGGAAUUGUUGUUGAUAAAGAUAUGAGUCAUCCACAGAUGCCAAAGCAGAUUGAGGAUGCCAAAAUUGCCAUUUUGACUUGCCCCUUUGAGCCUCCAAAGCCAAAGACUAAACAUAAGGUUGAUAUCGAUACUGUGGAAAAAUUCGAAACAUUGCGCCUACAAGAGCAGAAGUACUUUGAUGAUAUGGUUCAAAAAUGCAAGGAUGUUGGGGCUACCUUAGUUAUUUGUCAAUGGGGUUUUGAUGAUGAGGCAAACCACUUACUGAUGCACAGAGACUUACCUGCUGUCCGAUGGGUUGGUGGAGUAGAGUUAGAGCUGAUAGCCAUAGCUACAGGUGGGAGAAUUGUGCCAAGAUUUCAAGAGUUGACACCAGAGAAGCUGGGCAGGGCUGGUUUGGUUCGAGAAAAAGCAUUUGGAACCACUAAGGAUCGGAUGAUAUAUAUUGAGCAUUGUGCAAACUCAAGGGCUGUAACAAUAUUUAUACGUGGUGGUAACAAAAUGAUGAUAGAGGAAACUAAGCGCAGCCUUCAUGAUGCUUUAUGCGUUGCGAGGAACCUUAUUCGAAACAAUUCUAUAGUAUAUGGAGGUGGCUCUGCUGAAAUUUCUUGUUCGAUUGCUGUUGAUGCAGCUGCUGAUAAAUACCCAGGAGUUGAACAGUAUGCGAUCAGGGCAUUUGCUGAUGCAUUAGACGCUGUCCCAAUGGCACUGGCUGAAAAUAGUGGUCUCCAGCCAAUUGAAACUUUAUCUGCUGUCAAAUCUCAGCAAAUUAAGGAGAACAACUCCUGCUGCGGGAUUGAUUGCAAUGAUGUUGGCACAAAUGACAUGCGUGAGCAAAAUGUCUUUGAAACUUUGAUCGGGAAGCAACAGCAGAUUCUGCUAUCAACUCAAGUUGUUAAGAUGAUUCUGAAAAUUGAUGAUGUCAUCUCACCAUCCGAUUUUUGAUUUUUGUCGAGUUAGAUACCUGAUUGCAGCGGCCUUUUCUAGAAUAGAGCCGACUAACAACUAUGCAUGGAUUACUAAAAUUGUUUCGAGUCUUAUCUUGCAAGCUGUGUUGCUUGGUGUUUUCUUUGUAAUGGCUUCGUGUUUUUCUACUGAAUUAUUCUCCAUUGUGAUGGUCUUAUCUUUCUAUUUUUGUAUGACAUGUAAGUUAAUGCUAUAGGCAACCCCCCUCCCAUCCCCUCUAUUAUUUUAUGGGUGUGGGUAUCUAUGCUUACCUUCUCUCAA
Messenger RNA from Salvia miltiorrhiza (redroot sage), 2118 nucleotides. RefSeq names its product T-complex protein 1 subunit epsilon-like. The transcript is spliced from 9 exons. NCBI's taxonomy places the organism in Eukaryota, Viridiplantae, Streptophyta, Magnoliopsida, Lamiales, Lamiaceae. Gene Ontology annotation, molecular function: ATP binding; ATP-dependent protein folding chaperone; ATP hydrolysis activity. Gene Ontology annotation, cellular component: chaperonin-containing T-complex. The coding region runs from base 229 to 1836 and encodes 535 amino acids. Gene Ontology annotation, biological process: protein folding. The record is from RefSeq and is a predicted model, not a curated record.